AUGAAAAAAUUUGCAAAAAAGACACAAAGAGAUUAUACAAAAGAAAAUUCUAAAUUUUAUAAGAAAAAAGAAAAUGAGAACAAAAAUGAAUCUGAAAAAGGCAGAAAUUAUAACGAAUUACGCUAUACAGUAAAAUUAAGUGAUUCAGAAUAUAAUGACAGUGAUAGUAAUAUUAAUAAAGAGAAAAAAAAAGAUAAAAAAAAAAGUAAUACUAAAAGAAGAAGCUUAUCUUUACUUAUGCCUAAUUAUGAAAAAGAUGUUAUAGAUAAUAUAAAGCUAGCUGAUAAAUUAUAUAAAUUAUCAAUUGACAAAAAUAUAGAUGAAUUAAAUAAUAAAAAUUACAGAAGAUACAAAAAUUCAAAAAAUGCAAACAGGAAUUGGAGAAACAAAAAAAGUAAAAGUAGAAGAAGCUUAAGUUGUGAUAACAAUUAUAACUCUGAUACUAAUAGUACCCAAAAAAAUAAAAAUCUUGACAUAAAUAUUAAUGAAGUUCAAAUGAACUAUAAGAAUAAAAAAAUUAAAAUUAUUUAUGAUGAUGGAUACUCAAAAAGAAUUGUUGUUAAAAAAAAAAAAAAAAAAAAAAAGGAUGAAAAUGAAGAUAAAUACAAAUAUGAAUUUGAAAAUGAAAAUAAACAAGACGGAGAAUAUGAAGAAGAAGAAGAAGAAGAAGAUGAAGAAGAUGAAGAUGAAGAUGAAGAAGAAGAUGAUGAAGAUGAAGAAGAAGAUGAUGAAGAUGAAGAAGAAGAUGAUGAAGAAGAUGAUGAAGAAGAUAAUAAUUAUAAAGAAAAAAGUAAAUUUUAUAACAAAAAAUUUAAAAAGAAAAAAGAAAGAAUAAGUAAUCAAAUAAGAAAAAAUAGUACUAAAAAUAAGAUAAAAAAUAACUUCAAAACACCAAGUGAUAAUUACUAUAGUGAAAAAGAAAAAGAAAAUCUAAAAUAUUUAAAAAGAAAAAUGUCAGAAAGUAAAUUUAUAACUGAAAAAAAUAAAAAACAGUAUGAAGAGAUAAAUAUUGAUAAUAAAGUAGAUAAUAAUUAUAAGAAAAAAAUUAAAAAAGAGAAAAAGGAAAAUUAUAGUCCUAAUGAAAAAAAUAAGGAUGUUUUAAGUUAUAAAAAUAUUUCAUCAAAACAUAUGCAUAUCAAUAAUAAAUAUAGUUCAUACAUAAAAGAAAUAAUUUUUAAAAUACAUUUAAACUUAGAAAAUAUUAAAGAAUCUAUAAAAAAUAAGAAUGACUAUAUUACUACAUUAUUCGAAUCAUACUUCCAUAAAAUAAUAGAAAAUAUAAAAAAAAAUGAAAUAAAAAGAGAAAACUUUUAUAGAAUCAUUUUUCAUGAUUUAUUUAAUUUAUUAAAUGAGUUUAUUAUUGUUGAUGAUUACACCAAAAAAUUUUUUUUUAGUAUGGAAAGUAAUGUUAGACAGAAAUGCUUAGAAAAUAUUAAAAAUGAAUUUUAUAAUUUUAUAAAUAGGUUUUUACAUACAAAUGAUAAGAAUGUACCUAAUUCUAAGUAUAAUGAAUUGUGUUUUUCUGAUAAAUAUAAUAAUAACAUUAAUAAUAUACAUGAGAUGAGAAAAAAAAAUUUAUAUUCGGCAUUAACUUUUUUAAAUAAUAAUAAUGAAUAUAAUAUAAGAUCAGAAAAAAAUAAUUUUUCAAAUUUAAAUAAUAUGAAUAAUGAAAAUAUAAAAAGUGAUAUUUUAAAAAUUGAAGGAAUAAGUAAUGAUUUUGUUUUAAAGGUAAAAAAGUCAGGCAUACUUGAAAAUUCUAAUAAGCAGGAAGAUAUAUAUGAGUAUUUAAAAGAUAUUAUUAAAAAUGAAAAAGAAAAAAACAUUAAAUUAGAAAUGAAAUAUGAUGAACUAAAACAAAAAUAUUCUUUUUUAAAAAAGAAAAGAGAUGAAGAAAUUCUGAAAGAAAUUAAUAUAUCACACAAUAAUAUGGAUGAAAAUGACAAUUUUUUUAAAAAUGUUUACAGAAGUCAAUCAAUUAUUAAAUAUGAAGAAAAAAAAUUGGAAAAUUCAACAAAAAAAAUGGUUGAUGAAAAUAUAAAACUAAUGCAAAUUAAAGAAAUUAAUGAACAAAACAAAAAAGAAAUAGAAAAUGAAAUGAAUAAUAUAGAACUAAGAAAAAAAGAAAUUGAAUAUGAAAGUAACUUAAUACAAAAAAAAAAAAAAGACAUAGAAUAUGAAAACGAUUUAAUAAAAAAAAAAAAAACAGAAAUAGAAAAUGAAAAUGAUAUUUUAGAAAAAAAUAGAAAAGAAAUAGAAUGUGAAAAUGAUUUACUAAAAGAAAAAAAAAAAGAAGUAGCCAACGAAAAUGAUUUAUUAAAAGAAAAAAAAAAGGAGAUAGAUAAUGAAAAUGAUUUACUAAAAGAAAAAAAAAAAGAAAUAGAAAAAGAAAAUGACUUAUUAGAAGAAAGGAAAAGAGAGAUAGAAAAAGAAAAUAAUUUAAUGGAAGAAAAAAAAAAAGAAAUAGAAAAAGAAAAUGACUUAUUAGAAGAAAAAAAAAGAGAGAUAGAAAAAGAAAGUGAUUUACUAUUAGAAAAAAAAAAAGAAAUAGAGAAUAAUAAUAACUUAAUUGAGAAACAAUUAAAAGAAGUGGGGGAUAAAAAAAUUUUAAUGGAGAAGAUAAAGGCAGAAAUUGAAAAAGAUGAAAAUAUUAUACAAGAAAAAAAAAAAGCGAUUGAAAUGGGAAAUAAUUUAUUGGAAAAAAAUAAAGAUGAUAUAGAAAAUGAAUAUGAAUUUUUAAGAAAAGAAAAGAUUGAAAUAGAAUAUGAAUAUAAUUCAAAUGACAGACAAUUAAGAGAAAUGAAAUAUAAAAAGGAUUUAGAAGAGAAAGAUGAAAAAAAAGAAAUAGAAUAUAAUCCAUUAAGACAAAAUAAAAGUCAAAUUGAAAAAGUUGCAUGUUUAAUAAAAGAAGGAAAUAAAAAAUCACUUGAAAAAAUUAAUGAAAUGGAUAAUUUCGAAAAUAAAGGAAUUAAAGAAACUACCAACAUAAAUAACCAGAACUCAGUUAAUUUAGAAAAUAAUGAAAUUAUAGAUUUUGAUUCUAAGUCAAUUCUUGAUAGUCUUUUGAUGAGAAAUAAAGAAAAUGAGGCAUAUUAUAAUAGUAUGAAUGUUUCAGUAAUAGAAAAAAAAAGUACUUUAUUAAAUUUAUUUAAUAAUGAUAUUUCAAUGAGGUGUCACACACAAAAAUGGGAUAACGAAUUUUUAAAUUUAAGCAAACAAAAAAAUUACAAAAAUUGUUCUCUUCAUGAUUUAAUAUCAAAAGACAAUGAACUUAAUAUGAAAGAAGACAAUAUCAUAAAGAUAAAAAAUGAAAUUUUAGAAAAAAAAGAAAAAGACUUAGAAAAUGAAAAAAAAAUAAUUAUAGAAAAAGAAAAAAAGUUUAAUGAUGAAAAGGAAAUAUUUUUAAGAGAAUUAAAAGAAUUAAAUAUAUUGAAAGAAGAAAUUUUACAUAAAAUCGAAAUGAUUAAACAUAGAGAAGAUGAGCUUAAGAAAAAGGAAGAAGAGUUAUAUAUUAAAGAAAUAUCUAUAUUAAAUAUGGAAAGAAGUUCACUAAAAAAAUUGAGCGAAUUUGAUUCGUGUUCAAAAAAAAAAGAUUGCUUGAAUAAUCUAGACAAUAUGCAUAGUUUUGAUCACAAUUCUUCAGAAAAUAUUGAAUUAUUAAAUGACAUUCUUCCAAAUGAUUUAUCAAAAAAAAAGAAAAUUGAUAUGGAAGAUAUAAACAUUUUAAGCAGUAAAAAAGAAAAGUAUAAUAAUAAAAAUUUUGAAUUAAAUAAUAAACAAGUUGAGGUAUUAUAUAAUGAAGAAUAUGGAAUAAAUAAAUCAGGACAAAAAACUAAUAAUUUUGAUUUUAAUAACAAUAAUUAUUCUUCAAAUAAAAUUUUUUUUAAAAAUAAUAUGGAAGAAAUGAAAGAAAAAUUAAAUAACAGUUUGAAAGAAAUAGAAAAAUAUAAAAAUUUAUUAAAAAGUAAAGAUUUUAAAAUAAAUUCAUUAAAAGCUAAAAUAGAAGAACAACACAAAAAAAAAAUUUCCAAAUCAAAUAUAAAUGAUUUAAAUAAUUCUGACAUUAAUUUUAAAUCAAAUAAUUCUAAUUACAAUAAAGAAGACACAAUUAAAGGUUCUCAAAAUGAAAAUAAUUAUUCUUUUUUAUCAAAUUGUUCAAAACAAAAAAGUGUAAUUUCCUCAUCAGAAAACAGUAAUUUUAAAGAGAAAGAAUUUUUGGACAACUUUAAUAUAAUAGAGAAGAAUUUAAAUAAGGAUGAAUUAAAUGAAAAUGUAAAAAUUAAAAACAUAAUUAGUAAUGAAUUAUUUACAGUAUAUAAAGAAAUAAGUAAUAUAAAAGAAGAAUAUAAUACAAAUGUGCUCAAAAAAAAUGAAUUUACUGGAAGUCUAUUACUUAAAUGUGAUAUAAGCAAUAAUUAUAAAAUGAUAGAAACUUAUUAUGAAAAUGAAUCAAAAAAAUUUCACACACUUAUUAAAGAAAAAGAAUGCUACAUUCAAGAACUUAAGAAUGCAUUGCAUGAAAAAAAAAUAAAAGAAAUAUCUUAUAAGAAGGUGCUUUUAAAAAUG
Plasmodium gallinaceum is the source of this 4563-nucleotide messenger RNA. RefSeq names its product conserved Plasmodium protein, unknown function. The record is from RefSeq and is a predicted model, not a curated record. The annotation marks the transcript as partial. The transcript is spliced from 5 exons. Lineage: Eukaryota; Apicomplexa; Aconoidasida; Haemosporida; Plasmodiidae.